This is a messenger RNA of Necator americanus (New World hookworm), 252 nucleotides long. RefSeq lists its product as uncharacterized. Lineage: Eukaryota; Metazoa; Nematoda; Chromadorea; Rhabditida; Ancylostomatidae. Bases 1 to 252 code for a protein of 83 amino acids. The transcript has a single exon. The record is from RefSeq and is a predicted model, not a curated record.
AUGAAUGAUGGUACACUCGUCACUCGUGAAGAGAAAGUUUCGUCACGAAAUGUAGGCGGUGCUGGUUUUGUUGUGCACCCAAUUUGUCGUCCAUCUUGUCGAUUCUCACGAGAUAAUCUCACCUUGUCUAGCCAUUCUUCGCCUCCGCCCUCUGCGCCAAAAAACCCAUCAAUGUCAUCAACUGCUACUCACAAAGGUCAACAGUUAUUGAAUCCGAAAUUAGACGCGUUUUAUGAGGAACUGGAAAAGUGA